AUGCAUGGUCGCGUAAAAGUCAAAACUUCAGCCCAAAAAGCGGCGGAAAAAGAAGCUGAGCGAGCGCGAAAGCUUCAAGAAUUCCAGAAGAUAAAGAAGAAGCUCUACGAGCCCUCAGAGUCCAAGGUUCCCACGUUCAAACAACUUUUGGAAAGCACUAAUGAAUUUCUCCCGCCAAUGGCAGAUUAUUUGAGCCAGAGUUCGACUCUGGCGUAUUACAUGAAGGACUGGCCGAUUUUGUGGCAGCUUCGGCUCACGGCCCUCCGGCGAAUGGCCACUUCAAAACAAGAAAAAUCCUUGGAGACGCUUGAACAAGAACUAGAUCUUACCUUCAAUUGUCUUGUAGACAGUCCAAAGUCAUAUUCGACCUGGGCGCAUAGGCGAAACAUUCUCAAACUUAUCCGGCAAUUUGACGAAGAAAAAGGCCUAGAAAUUUUGAAAACAGAAGUUGGGCUGACGGAAAGGAUGCUGAUGAGCAGGACCGAAGACCAAGUCGAAAACCAGGGCAGAAACUUUCAUUGCUGGGACCAUCGAAGGCUCAUACUCAACGCACUCCCGCAAGACGCCUUGACAGAAAUUCAGCUGACGACGAAGUUGAUUCAAACCUCUUUCUCCAACUUUUCUGCGUGGCAUUAUCGCUCCAAAUUAUUGAAUCUUGAGGAAGAAGGAGUGGUUGAAAACGAAAUGGAUCUAGUCCUUAACGCUGUCUUCACGGACCCAAGUGAUGCAUCGAGCUGGAUUUAUCACAGGCAUUUGAUUUCCAACGCCCCUGACUCAUCAACAUUAACAAACAUCCUCAAGAGUCACGAAGAAUCCCUCAACGAGCUCCUUGAGUUGGAAAAAGAAGAAGACAACAACAAUUUAGAAAACAUGCCACUUGCUUGGGUGAUCCAGGACGGUCUUGCCGGAUACCUCAACAGUCUGCCAAUUCCAAGAUCUUUCGCCGAUGUUGCGAAUUUGUCCGCGAAAGAUGUCUUGCAUCUUACCCUCUUUUUCGGAACUACUGGAGCUGGUGCGUGGUAUUUGGCCGAGAAGUUGACAACUCCUCACCGACAAAACACGACUGUGAAGCUUGGAAGCGAUAAGGUCGUCGAUACUUUCAAGACUGAGAACAUCGACGGCAAGGCUGUCUACUGCCGAUGCUGGAAGUCCGCCAAGUUCCCCUACUGCGAUGGUGCUCAUAACAAGUACAACAAGGAGACCGGCGACAACCUCGGACCCCUGAUCAUUGCUAAAGAAUAA
Messenger RNA from Oikopleura dioica, 1242 nucleotides. Lineage: Eukaryota; Metazoa; Chordata; Appendicularia; Copelata; Oikopleuridae. The record is from the annotation of a GenBank genome assembly.